Pyrus x bretschneideri (Chinese white pear) is the source of this 1437-nucleotide messenger RNA. RefSeq lists its product as uncharacterized. The transcript has 2 exons. The record is from RefSeq and is a predicted model, not a curated record. The coding region runs from base 616 to 1170 and encodes 184 amino acids. NCBI's taxonomy places the organism in Eukaryota, Viridiplantae, Streptophyta, Magnoliopsida, Rosales, Rosaceae.
AUUCACCUUGCUGAGCACUCUCAGUCUAGGUUUUAGUUUGGGUGUUUUUUAAUUUUAGGGCGAUGGGUUACCUUGGGGAUGAGGUAGCUGCGCGGUUUGGGUUCUGUUGCUUGAAUUUAGGAUUUUUGUUGUUUGUUUUGUUGCCUAAAUAGUUUGUUUGGAUCUCUCGCUGUAUCUUAGGUUGUAGCUACCAUUCGGCUUGGGCCUUUUCACUCCUUUUAUCUCUCUUUGCUUAUUUCCGAUUUUGUGUUUCGUUUGGACUUAAUCCAUCUAUCACAAUUUGUAAUUUUCCUUUACUUCAAUGAAGUUUACUUUCUGACAAAGAAAAAAGAUACAAUCUUUACAUGCGUAUGCGUGUGAAGGAGAUUAAAUGUAGUUAAUUAAUAAAAAGGGGGCAGGAUAGUGUCGAUGGAAUGGAACUUGGAAGUCUAAAAGGUGCACACAGCAUUUACUAGGGUUUACCAACACCCAACGGCCAUUACUCACCCUUGAGCCCCCAAACCUCCCACUUUUCCCACUCCACUUCCCCCUCCUCUCCCUCCUCCCUCUGCCUUCUCACAAAGCAGAUACCCCCAAAAGCACUUAAAAAAAACAGCAAAAAAAACAGAGAGCAAAAUGUCCAACAAGUCACCAAUCUUUCCGAUGCCACAAACCCAACACUUCAGCGACUAUGGCUUCGACCCCCAAAUCGACUACUUUCAGGUUCUGGAGGACGCAAGGAGGCACAAGCGGGAGACGACGAGAUCCAUAGACUCCGUACACUUCAAGCUCCAAAAACCCAUCUCAAAAGACGACCCCAAAAAGCCCCACCACAAGAAAACCAAGAAGAAGCGCUGGUGGAAAAGCGCUCUGCUUUUCUUCAAAUGGACCAAGCUGACAACCCACCACUACCACCGCGGCCCCGCCGGUGAUGAAGAUGUUCAUCAGGCCAGGGCCAAGGCCUUCCGGGCUUCGAUUUCUGGGCCGGUUUACAUCACUGAGAGCAGAAGCGGGUCGAGCACGCCUUACCGGAGUACUAGCAGGCCGUCGUCGGGACCGCUUGCCGGAACAAUGUCUCCGGCGAGUAAGGAUGAGAUGGGCAUCCCCUACCUGAGCCUGAGGGAGCUUAAUAUGGAGCAGCAGCAACAGAGGAGCUCUACAUCUGCCAUGCCUAUAUAUUUGGUUACUUAAUUAGUAACUUUGGGGUGUUUAAAUUUUAAUUAUAUUGUUGAUCUUUUGGAGAGCCAUAUAUAUUUUAGUAAUUGGUCUUCUUUUGAUUAAUUAAGCGGGAUGCCAAAUGGGGUUGGAUUUGUUUGUCCCUUUCUUUGCUUUUGCAAACUGCAAAAGCGUUUGAUCCUUUGGAGGAAAGCCAGAUCCUCCUUUUGGUGUUUGUUGUUGCUCACUUUGAUUAAGUUGUGAAACUAAUGAAACCUGCUUUGACCGAGCGAUCACUUUCCA